AUGGGUAUGGUGGCUGACGACCUUGAGGGGGUGCCUCAGCACGGAGUCCCUGAAGGGGAUGGACUUCUAACAACUAUAGAGGAGUCUUUGAGUAAUUUAGCCUCCCAGGUGUCUGCCUUGGCUGGGCGAGUGGAUGCGAUAGCCGUUGGUUCUGAGGAUUCUCCGAGGGACCUUGUAUGCAAGGAGACCAAUCCCUAUGUUGCUGUACCGUUGAGCCAACACGAAAUCGUUGAGGACGACGACAAUCUGAGAAACUCGAUUCCUCGAAAUCGAUCCCAAGGGAGCUCUAACCGCCGCCUAGUUCAGGAAGCUCGUAAGGAAGCCCGCCAAGAGCUCACUGCGGUGAAGCUGGGUAUUUACGAUGGGAAGGCGACAUCUCUUGAUCACACGAGUCAUGCAUCCAUUCGAGCCCAUUUGAGUUCUUUUGAUCGUGCACUUCGGUAUUGUGCCAUCUCCAGUGGAUCGCCUACGUGUUACUUUCUGUUAUUGUAUAGUCUCAGCGAGAAAGUUCGCAAUCGUGUAGAAGCUCGCCUAGGUCCCAAGGAAGACUAUGAUAUUGAAGGGGACAUCUUCGCUCAUUUUAGAGAGCGAUAUAGUGCGUUGCGUUCUGCCCUUUUGACCUUGUAUCUGGAUCCGUCUGAAGCGUCUCGUCUGCGUCAGAAGUGGCAUGAUCUCCGAAUGACCCCUGAGAUGUCGUUCCGUACUUUUGUUGCUGAAAUGGAUCGUUUAGAAACCGAAUUAGCCCUCCAGGGCGAUGUCUUGACCGAUAAUGAUAUUUGGGAUAAGUUAACUCAUAGUUGUCGUGCCCCGUUUGAUGAUUGGGCUCUGACCUAUCGUUUAGCAAAGAUGGACGUAACGGUUGCUCGCUCUUAUUUGGAAUCUCGUGCUAAUUUAAGCGAUAUCAAUACUGCUGCAUUAUCUACUACUGCUGUUCGUACUACUGUGGUAAAUGGUGUGGCUGAUGGUGGUUUGGUGAAGGUCGCCGGUAAGGAAGUUGUUGCCUUUGCCCAGAAAGCUACCCCUAAUUCGAGUACCUAUGUACCAGAUGUCCGUCGGCUGCAGAAGGGUACCUGUGGUAGAUGUUUCCAAGCGGGACACCUUGCGGACAAGUGUAUGGCCCCGGCUCCAAGUCAGUUAUCAUCAAGGUGUCUAGUGUGUGGUCGAGGAGGCCACAAGGUCGCUAACUGCCGUCUAAAGGGCAACAAGCUGCUGACUUGUAAACGUUGUGGAGUCAGAGGUCAUGUUUCCUUCAUCUGUAGGAAUGUUAAACCAGCCGUUACUGAGCCCACUACUACUACUACUAAAGAGAAUAACGCUCUCCCGGUAGACCCUGCAGCUAUUGAGAUGGAAGCUGAAGAAGUGCCGACGGCUGCUGGUGAUGAUGUAGAAGAUGGUGAUGGCCCCAGGAGGCUUGUGUCCCUUGCGAGGCAUAAGUUGCCUGACAAUGUGAAGAAUGCGAUCUCCCAUAUCAGUGAUUCUCAGGGGUCGGCGCAUGAUUUUGCUUUGUAUGUGUAUAUGAAGCCUUACAUGGAUGAUGUUGUGAUUGGCUCUGGAUUAGAUUGGCUUUCGAAUGACCGUUUCCGUGCUCAGAAAGCUGAUGUGCCUCUCCCUCCGUUAGUUGUUAUGGAGGUGGAAGGGCGUACUGUUUGUUCACAUAGUAAUUUGUUGUUAGCUAUGAGAUACACCCUACGCUCUGAAAUCCGUAAGGGCUCAGGGUGGGAUGAUUUUGUAUCCGUUGCUACUUAUAGGGAGAUUGAACGGUUGAUGCAGCUUUUCACUGAUGCCCCUACUAUCCCACGAUUGCUGGUAGCAUCCCUUGCUGAUUUAGGGAUUGUGUACUUGUUUGCUGAUUCGAGUAUGUCUCCAUUUGGUAAUCACUCUGAGCAGGAUGAUGCUGUUAUGGUAUUGUUAUGUAUUGAUUCGUUCAGUGGGUAUUUGAUUGCUGAGAAGUGUCCUAACCAUACUGAUGUUCGUGUAUCUUCUUGGUUGAAGGCAUGUGGUGUGCACUGGUACCGAACGCCGCCUCAUUGCGAACGUGCUCAUGGUUGGUAUGAAACAUUACAUAAAACCUUCUUGCAGAUCGUGCGUGCCUUGCUGAUUGGAGAUGAGUCUCGCACAUUAAAAUGGUUUGAUGUUAUUGAUCGUGCCAUGUGGACUAUUAAUCACGUAUAUCGUCACUCGGCUGAUUCUGCUGUCUUCCCAGCUGAACUGCAUUUCUGUUAUGGCCGUGCCCUUCCCCCUACCUAUGACGAUAGGGAGAGGUCGGCUGAGGCUGCUAAAUUCGUAUCUACUAUGAGUGAGUUACCGGUUCCCAACCAUCGAGAUGCUGAAGCAUUUAUGUUACAAUUUCACAAUCGACAUAGUGAUUGUAUGCAAUUAAAUACUGCUGAGAGUAUCGAUCGUGUACUUGCAUCUAGACGAGUCUUCGCUGGUACCCAGUUGGCUAGACAGGACUUUAAGAGGUUUCGAGUUGGGGAUUAUGUUGUUCGAUAUAAUUUCAACCGUCGUGGUAAGCUGGAUUCGCGUUGGCUCGUGGACCAGGUUUGCCAGAUCGUUGCUAUUACCGGCUCAGUGGCUAGCCUGAAGAUAGGCGUUGAUUGGCAAGGUCGUCCAAUAUUGAAGUCGGAAUUUCUCGGAAAUUUGAAGGUGGUUCCGAGAGGCGGUUCUGAUUAA
Messenger RNA from Perkinsus marinus ATCC 50983, 2673 nucleotides. RefSeq lists its product as hypothetical. Gene Ontology annotation, molecular function: zinc ion binding; nucleic acid binding. The transcript has 6 exons. The record is from RefSeq and is a predicted model, not a curated record. NCBI's taxonomy places the organism in Eukaryota, Perkinsozoa, Perkinsida, Perkinsidae. Bases 1 to 2673 code for a protein of 890 amino acids.